UGUGUCAUGUACUCAUUGUACAUUUGUAGUGUUGUACUCAUGUAUCAGUUAUAUUUGUUUAAGGUGUUAGAGUGGCYUUUUUUUYGUUUAAUGAAUAUUGAAUAAUUAUCAACCACUCGGGACAUAUAAUGGUAACAUAUGUUCAAAAUGCUCACUAUAAACGCCGCAAUUGCUUUAGAAUUUUGCACCGACGAACCGUUCUGAUAGCAUUGCUGCAGUUGUGCCGUAGUGACGAAAAUGAUUUCAAUACGUAAAGCUGUUUUUAUCGUAAACACUUUUCUACUGUGCAUUUUGUCGUUUUUUAACAUUUAUUUCACAAAUGGAGACAUGACCAUUGUUGACAUCAAAGAAUUCGAAUAUGGAGGCGAUAUAUUCUUUGAGAUAACACAUCCGCCAGAACUACAGUUUACAUAUCGCAUAAGACCGGCCAAAAGCUUUGGGAUCCCUUUUGACAAGGAAAAGUUUCCAGCUAAAAAAACAAAAUUGGUACUCGUUGACCCUCACCAUGGUUGCGAAAUUCCUAAAAACGCAAAGCAACUUGAAGGAAAUGUUGCAUUUGUGAAAAGAGGUGUGUGUAGCUUCUUAAAGAAAACUGUAAUAUCAGAAAUGUCUGGAGCAAAAGCUAUUGUUAUCACGGACAAUAACAUUUAUGAUGAUACAGCUUAUAUACACAUGAUUGAUGAUGAAAGUGAAAUGUCUGCCAAUAUUCCAGCUGGUUUCCUUGUUGGAAAAUCUGGGCAUUUGAUACACACCAAAAUGACUCAACUAAGUAUGACAGAACUGCCCAUUGUGUUUCCAUUAAACAUGACUUAUGUACCACUACAUGAAAUCAAGCAACCACCUUGGAUAACAAUUUGAAUCUUCAGAAUCUUGUAUGUUCAACUCAAUUUUAGACUGAAAAUCCCUCCACAUUAUCAUAUAUUUUUAAURUUUAAUCAUUAUGUUUUUAUUUUAUUUAAUAAUGAAUAAUGACUGAACAGAAAUCUCACGUAUUUCWAUUAUAUAUUAUAUUAUAACAUUUAUUUAUUAAAUAUAAUUGCAGAAAACUGUGGACCUAAUUUUUAAAUAGUUUUAGCCAUAUUUUACUACAUUUUUGCAGUUAAUAUAAAUGUAUGACAUUAUUUGGUUAAUUUUUAACAGGGUUAUAUUAAACAGGGAGUUUUUAUGGCAUUAAAAUGUAAUUAUUAACCAUAAUAUUCGAGGUAACCGUUCAUUUUUUGUAUUUGAUAUUUAUUUGUAUAAUAUUAGAAUCAAUGAUAGUUAUUCAAGUAAAGAACUAAAACUCUAGUGAUGACAAAUAAAUGUAUAGAUAUAAUUACUAAUUAAUAAUAAUACAUCUCACCU
This is a messenger RNA of Diuraphis noxia (Russian wheat aphid), 1344 nucleotides long. RefSeq names its product PRADC1-like protein. NCBI's taxonomy places the organism in Eukaryota, Metazoa, Arthropoda, Insecta, Hemiptera, Aphididae. The record is from RefSeq and is a predicted model, not a curated record.